AUGACGGCCAAAGACAACUCCGGCAACCCCGAUGGCGAGAAUGGAUCAAAUAGCAGAGCCCUAUUGCUGUUUGUGGACGAGAGCAAUCCUGAUCAGACAGCCAUUAAACGACAUGUGAUGCAGAACCAUGUCCGGAAGAAACGAGGUCUCGCCAAAUCCCAGGCUCAAAAAGCCGUUCGAGUUACCAAGAAACGUCCCGACAAUCGCCUGAGCCGAAGCACAUUGGUCGCGCCGCUCCACAAAAGCGCUAAAGGAGAGACGCGCUCUUUGGUUUUGAUGGAGCGCAAUGACGAUUCCUCUUCAAGUAUAUCUAGUGGACAAAUACGUCGAACUAAUACCACGGCUUUAGCCAUAAGUACGGAAUCCUCCAGGCCGUUGAACGCCGAUAGUAGCCACGACAUUGAUUUGGAAUUGAUUGAAACUAUUGAACGUGACUCUACUAGCUUAGACAACUAUACAUUACUAGACGUGGUGGACCUAGCAUCCCAAAGCAAUGAUGAGAAAAGCCUUUCAAAGCAGGGUGCGAAUCAUUCUCGAAUGACAAGCUAUCCUGAAUCUUCGGACUGCUCCUACAGCUUAUCAACUGUCUUUCCUUCUUCAGCUUCACGAUCACCGUCUCCACAGACGCUGCUUAGUGCGGCAUGGAAAGAUCCUUUUAACGUCCUGCCCAUGAAGCUAACCGAUAGAGAGGAGGAACUGUUCCAUUUUUACGUUACUUAUAUGCCUGCCUGCUCCUAUGGAUUCAAUGUUCUUCCGCGAAAGGCACAUAACUGGUAUAAUGAAGUGUUCGUUCCUGAAGCAAUGAAAGGGGCUAUGGCCUUCCAAAACACUAUUCUCGUCCACGCUUCAAGCUCGCAAGCCUGGGUAUGCGGACUAGACGAGACGGCCGAAUCUAUAGCCCAUCGCGAUAAGGGACUCAAGGCCUUAAUCAAGCAUCGCUCCAUAUAUCCGAACGACUUCUCUGACGCCUUAAUUUCUGCGACCCUAAGUGCUGCUGCCGUAGAGGAUUUCGAUCAGAGAAACGACCGUAAAGAGCCAAGUUGGUGGCACAUGCGCGGCGCAAUGGAGAUGAUAGCGAGGAGAGGCGGUACGGCAGCAUUCAGACAGAGCCGGCGAAUGGCAAUGUUAAUCAAUUGGUCUGAUUAUAUUUUUUCAGGGUUUUCUACCCACCCGCAAAAAUCAUCCUUCUACUUCGAACCAAGUUCGGAGUUUUCAGGCUCGGUAUCGUCUUCCUCAAGUCAGGCUAGCUCUUCUCAAUACCCUAGCCCAUCUCCGUUAUCUGAUUUUAAUCCUAUGACCGAAAUAGAGACGCAGUGUGAAGCGUUUCUCGAAUUUCUCCGUCGAUCGGAGCGUCUUGCCUUCGAUACCGCAUCCUCGUCGUCUGAAAAGACUACCACUCCACGGCGUAAUCUGUCAUUUGCAACGGAUACUCUCCUAUAUAAAAUCCUAUCCUCUGGACCAGGUGCACGCUUUGCCACAGCAGGCACCCGAAAGCAAAUCAUAUCCCGUUUGGCGUCUCUCCUGAUGAUCAACGCCGCAUUAUGGGACUACCGCCUUCUCCCGGAGAAACGAGAUAGAUUUCUCAAAGCCUUGUCUAUGAAACUGGUAGACAAGGAAGUCGACUUGAAUGAAUCUGUCGAAGCAUUGUUGCAAAUUCUCCUCGCUUAUGACGACACGUUUGGUAUCCGUGAUCUAGAGAAGGAGGAAUAUAACGAAAACCUCCGCAACCACCUCGUAUUCAACCAUGAAACUGGCGAGAGCUUAACAGUGCGAGCUAUUAAAUCCGGCAUUGACCCCUAUCAACGACCCUGGCUUGUCGGACGCCUGCUCAAAAUUGCCAAGAGGCUGUGCUGGGUCUCCUGGAUGUCCCUGAACGAGAUGCUAUUCUCCUUCCUGACUCUUCAUUUGCAGUGGCCUAGAAUGGCACUCUGGGAGGAUUCAUUGAGAAAAGAAAUUCUAUCAGCACCAUUGACGAAGUAUGUCAUGCCAAUCCCACGAAGCUAA
Molecule: messenger RNA, 2004 nt
Organism: Ophidiomyces ophidiicola
Lineage: Eukaryota; Fungi; Ascomycota; Eurotiomycetes; Onygenales; Onygenaceae
Exons: 1
Coding region: 1-2004 (667 amino acids)
Source: RefSeq, a predicted model, not a curated record